GCAGCCCCAGAGCUGCCCGCAGAAGCUGAGCAGAGCAGAAGUACAGCCACAGCCAUGAAGCCGCCAGUGCUUCUUCUCGUCUGCGCCACCAUUCUCCUCUCGACCAGCGGCAGUCCAGUCGCUCCAGCUGACCCCAUCCAAAUCCAGAGGGAUUUCGAUGAAGCGAGAGUCUACGGGAAGUGGUACGCCAUCGCGCUCGGCACAACCUGCAAGUGGUUGAAGAAAUAUAAGGAGCACUACCUGAUGGGGACGCUGAUGGUGGCUCCAGGGGACACCAGCAACGAGCUCUCGGUCACCUCCACGAGGCUACGGCAAGGCACCUGCAGCCAAGCGGUUGGAGUUUACCAGAAGAGCAGCACCCCCGGGAAAUACCAUUACUACAAUUCUAGAUGGGAAACCCACAGUGAGGGCUACGUGGCUCGCACCAACUACGAUGAGUAUGCCUUCCUCGCCUGGAAGAAGAACAGCAGCUACGGCUACACCGUCACCACCCAACUUUAUGGGAGGAGCCCCCACCUGCCCCAGGACCUGAUAGAGGCGUUCAGAGAGUUCUCGGUGACACUGGGCAUUCCCCAGGACUCCAUCUUCACACUGACGGAAACAGGGGAGUGCGUCCCCCCCCAGCCAGAACUCAACGUGCAGAGAGACCGGAGGAGCACCUGGGAUGAGGAAGCAGGCUCUGCCGAUGGUUCCCCAUCAUUUGGUGGGGGCAACAGGGAAGAUUUCUGCCUGCAGCCCAAGGACGCCGGCCCCUGCCUGGGGAUGGAGCUGCGCUACUUCUACAACACCACAUCCCAGAACUGCGAGAGAUUCUUCUAUGGCGGCUGCCGGGGAAACCAAAACAACUUUCCCUCGGAGCGCGGCUGCCUGCAGACCUGCCGGACGGAGGCCGCCUGCCGGCUGCCCAUCAUCCCAGGAGAGCCCUGCAAGGACACGUUUUGGGCCUUCGAUGCCAAGCAGGGCAAGUGCCUCACCUUCCGGGGCUGCGGAGGCAACGCCAACAAGUUCUACCUGGAGAAGGAGUGCCAGGAGUACUGUGGCCUCCUCCCCAGCGACGGGGAGGAGUUCUUGCGCCCGUCUGCCCUGUGAGAGGCCAGCAAGCGAGAGGAGGAAGCAAGAGGACCAGCCCCAUUUUCAAAGCCGGCUUCCUGCUGGCAUCAAUAAACGCAGCUGCUGGACCAAA
This is a messenger RNA of Crotalus tigris (Tiger rattlesnake), 1183 nucleotides long. RefSeq names its product alpha-1-microglobulin/bikunin precursor (gene AMBP). Lineage: Eukaryota; Metazoa; Chordata; Lepidosauria; Squamata; Viperidae. Gene Ontology annotation, molecular function: serine-type endopeptidase inhibitor activity. The transcript is spliced from 10 exons. The coding region runs from base 55 to 1089 and encodes 344 amino acids. Gene Ontology annotation, cellular component: plasma membrane; cell surface. The record is from RefSeq and is a predicted model, not a curated record.